UCUAGGCUGCAAGAGUGGGAUGAGCAGCUGGAUGUGGUAACCAAAGGAGAUGGGCCCUGUCCAAAUCAGAGCAAGAGAUAUCCCAGCAGACCACUUCCCAUCCUGCUUACAUGAGCUCCUUCUCCUCUCCUCUGUGCAGAGAGAUGCCAGCAGCCCCAGUGGGGCUCACAGCUCCAGUUUAGCCCAAACCAGAGAUUUUACUGGGUCAGUGAAGAGGUGACACUGAGCUGCUUUGUGAACAACGCUCCUCCCCUCGCUACGAUCAGAUGUGCAAACUGGAAGAAUUGGGAGGUGUUGGACAUUUGGGGAACAUGGCAUAGGUUGGCACAGAAUCUGAGCUGCACCAAGGCAAAAUGCCGAAAACCUCAGUGGGACGCAGGACUUCAGUUUUUGGAGAACAAGAAGGAAUACGCACAGAAUAGAGAACUGACACUGACCUGUCCUGAAGGCCUUGAGCCCUCCUUCCCCAAGGUCAAAUGUACAAAGGAAAUUCAGAGAAUGAGUCCUGGAAAACCAGCCUAUGUGGAUGCCUGGUGGGGCAGGAGCAGCACAGGUACCUGGACACGCAUUGAGGGGGAUGUCCUGUGUAUGGAAAUGUGCCAAAGGCCCCAGUGGGACUCCAGACUCCAGCUGGCACCAGACCAGGAGAACUAUAAGAAGGAUGACAGAGUGAUCCUGAGUUGCCCUGAGGGUUUCCAGCCACCCUUCACUGAAAUCCAGUGUCAGAUUCAAUUCCAGUAUGAUCAUGAUGAGACACUUGUGUACAAAGAAUUUUGGCUUGGAAGAGACUCCAGUGAUGCCUGGGUCCCCAUUCUCUCCAGUGUGGAGUGCAUUGAAAUGUGCCAAAGGCCCCAGUGGGACUCCAGACUCCAGCUGGCACCAGACCAGAUGAAUUAUAAGAAGAAUGAAGAAGUGAUGCUGAGGUGCCCUGAAGGUUUCCAGCCCUCCUUCACCCAUGUCAAAUGUUCGAGCGAAGUCCAGUCCUUCUCUGGUGGGAAACCUGUAUACAGAGAGGUCUGGACUGGAAGAAACUCCCAUGGUGCCUGGCUCCGCAUUCGGUCCAGCGUGGAGUGCAGUGAAGUGCUCCAGGUUGACCCUGAGACCUUUGAGAUUUCCAGCACCAGCAUCCAACUGAAAUGGACCUGCAGGUUCCCUGAUGCCUGCCAGGGCAUGAGGGCCAUGUGCCGGCUGGCAAUGCCUUCCUCCCCUCCCUGUGAGGCUGAGGAGGUGAAUGGAGAGCAGAUGUUACAUGGCCAGGAGGGAACAUUCACCUGCUCCCCUUUGCAGCCCUUCACUGAGUACAGUGUCACCAUCGACUUGCCCCCCAACACAACCCUGUUCUCAUGGUUGUUCACGACUCAGGAAACAGUGCCGGACAAACCGGAGCAGCUGUGGCUGGAUCCCGACAGGGGCUCUCUCAGGUGGAGCUCACUGCCCUCCUGCAAUGGGGAGAUCAUCGGAUACCAGCUGAGCAUCACGGCCAGGAACGCAGGGGACAGCAGCGUGCUGGAGACCGAGCGGCUGCGGCUCAAUGGCUCCGUCACUGAGCACCGGCUGCCGGAGCACAGCCCCGGCAGCAGCUACGCCGUGACGAUCCAGGGACUGACGGCUGCUGGAGCCGGGGCUGCGCUCACGAGGGAGUUUCACACCAACAGCAGCUCCGACACCCCGCGCUCCUCGGCCAUCAGCUGCCGCAGCGUCCGCGACAUCGCCCCAUCGCAAGGGACGGCCGUGCUUCCCCUGCGCCCCAUCGCCCGUGCCUCUGAGGCCGCCAGGGAGCACCAGCUGAUCGUGGCCGCGACGCACAACGCCUCGCUGAUCGAGAGCAUCUGCUCGGGCCAGCCGCGGCUCUCCAAUGCCAGCGUGUACCUGGCCGCCCUUCUCAACCUCACCGCCCCCACGGACUUCGUGCUGGGCGACGGGAGCCGCGGGCCGGGCCAGCACAACGCUGCCCUCCGCCCGGGCCGGGCCUACACGGCCCUGCUGCGCCUCGUCCGCCUCGGGCCGCAGGCAGAGAAGUUCACCUGUGUCUGCUACAGCUUCUCUGUUGGGCAGACUGUGGGCCAGUGGCAUUGGAUUGUGAUUGGACUGGUUGUGCUGAUGGCAGACCAUCUUCUGGUUGCAGUCAUCCUGUGGCUUGUGCACUCCAGGAAAAGGAAGUACUUGCCCAACAAAACUAAGGAGGAUAAUUAAAAAGGUAAAGGUGGCUAGGCUGGAGAUCAGGCACUUCAGCCCCAGCCAGGACCAUGGAGACAUCCAGAGCAGUGAGGACAUGGAGAAAAUGGGAAGGAUAACCCCAACCCAGUUCUGAUGGCCACCAUGUCCCCUGGCUCACCUGUGGCUGUUACCAGCACAGGGCUCCCAUGAAAUGCACGCAAUUCAGCAGGGCAAGAGGAAAACAGAAGGCCCUGGAGUGCUGAGCUUUUUCAUUCCUCAGCCCCUUCAGCUCCCAGGGUUUGCUUACUGCUUUUGUAAGGCCUUUGAAUCUGGCUUUCUCUAAUGCUUUCAGGCUUUGCUUUCAUUUUUUGCUUUCCUGGAGGCAGGACUUGUAUGCCAGAUUUCCCAGUCCCAGACUCACACAGGCUCAGGUUGAUGGCAUUCUCCUGCUGUCCUCUGGGUUCCCAACCCCUCUGUUUAUAUUAAGCCAAACCCAGGGCUUGGCUUGGCCUGGCUGGACUGCUUUGUGACUCUGCCUGUUCUGUCUGGACAACAAAUAAAGGCUUAUGGAUUGGAGGGGCUGCCUGUCCCACA
Messenger RNA from Pyrgilauda ruficollis (rufous-necked snowfinch), 2751 nucleotides. RefSeq lists its product as uncharacterized. The record is from RefSeq and is a predicted model, not a curated record. The transcript has 13 exons. Gene Ontology annotation, molecular function: protein binding. Lineage: Eukaryota; Metazoa; Chordata; Aves; Passeriformes; Passeridae. Bases 499 to 2193 code for a protein of 564 amino acids.